Schistosoma curassoni is the source of this 9305-nucleotide messenger RNA. The record is from the annotation of a GenBank genome assembly. NCBI's taxonomy places the organism in Eukaryota, Metazoa, Platyhelminthes, Trematoda, Strigeidida, Schistosomatidae.
GGUUUGGGAUCCGGUUAAAGCUCCGGACAUUCUCUUUUCGUCCUCUCAUUUUCGUAAAAACAACACCCUCGCCACGAGAAGGCAAUGAGUAGAACUUCCCUGGCAGAGGCUAUAUACGCAUGGUCAUGUGAGAGCAUUUGGAGAGGGAGAGCGGACUCUCCCCACUCUCGGCCGUACCAAGGCAUUUGGGGGCUUAUGUAUUAAACUUUGACCUGUACAGUUUUUUCGAUGAGUAGCAACAUUAUCCAGCUAUUCAAACGAAAGUAAAUGUAUUAUAAUCCAGUUUGGCAACUUAAUAAAAUCAAGAUGAGUAGUUUAAGCACUAAGAUUGUUUUCAAUAGAACUACUUAAAUUUAAUAGUUAAGCAUAAUUUCAAACUUAAUUUACUCAAACUUAUUAUUCUUUUCUAAUUUUUUUGCAAAAUCAUUGAUAGAAUUGAUUUUCUAAAACUGUAACACAUUUAGCUUUAUCCAUGAACUAAUUUUUAUUGAAAGCCUAAUGGAUGAUAAAUUGAAACGUGUUCUUGAAUGAAUCGAUGACGACGGAAUUCCGUGAAGAAUACUUUUUUGUUUGCUGUUUCUUUAAUGCUGUGUAAUUUUACAGUAAUCAUUUUUAUCGAUUCUUGAAACCCAUUAGCCUAAUAAUGUCAUACAUUUGACAAAGAAUAUUCUCACUAACCGUAAAUGACUGUCACUUCAUUAUGUAAAUGAAGGAAUACUAAUUAAUGUAUUUUAAAUAUAAUUACAUAAUUCCAGCCACGAAUGGUUAAGUUGAUACAGAAAGGAAUAAGACGUGUAAAAUAAUAGAAAUAAAUUAUUCGAAGAGUUGUGGUUCACAGAUUAUUUUAACCGAACGUUAGUUAUAACAAUUUCGAUAAUGUAAAUUAGUAGUUUGUGUCCGGUGAUUUUUAGUAAGAGGACUAAGACAUCACGUUUAAGAGUGUAAGAAAGCGAGAUUCCAAUACCAUUACAAGGUUUUUAGAAUCAUCUACAAUUAAAGAGAAAUCUAAAACCAAAAGCGCAGAAUUACAACAACAAUUAGUGUGGUAGAUCUAUUGUCAUAUAUGCGUUUGGUCAUUUUCUAACUUACUAUUUUAGAUAGAUUUUAGUCGAAACAAUCAACUGUUCUACGUGAAUGCUUACUAUAACAAGAUCAAUAAUAAAACUAGAAUAUGGAAUGAGUUUAUUCAGGAAUAGCGUAAGUGCUAACAAAUGAAAUAUCUGUACGAGGGUAAAUUCAGUGUAUAUACUUAGUGUAGUGAAGGAGAACACAGGUAAAAACAACCGAAUUAUAUUUCAGAAUAUUAAAGAUACCCAUUGUGAAAAUUAGAACAACACAUACAAGCGAACAAGUGUUUUCAUUUAGAUCGUCAUCACGCUUCACAGAGUUACUCGGUAAAAUAGAAAAACCAUACUAUAGUACUUAAUUUGCAGAAUGUUCAAUAAUUGUCUCGAACGUUAUUGUUAUUGCAUUUCCAUACUAAUUGCUUUCUAUUCCCGCUAUUCCUUUCUUGAUCUUCCCAAUCUUCUGCUGCCAGACAUUACAUUCCUGACUCGCGUCAUAUACUACUUAUAUCAAUAUAAGUAGCACGCACCACAUUAGUAGUAACUCUGAUCUUUAUAAUUGUACUAGCCAGCUGAGAUACAUAUUUGAUGGUAUAUACAUUUUAAGGCAGUCUAAUAAAAGAAGUAAUUGUCAAUGAAUCACAUAUACUGUGAUAGUAUACUUUUGUUGUUGUUGAAUAGAUUCUGGUAAAUCUAUCCACAAGGUUUUCGAUAAGAAUUCCCUUAAGUACUAUUCAAUCAUACUGAUAUUCAACAAUCUCUCAUAUUCAUCGUUUACAUUACAAAUAAGCAAUUCACUGUAAUAAAGUAAACAGUAAAAGGAUUGUCGAUAAAUAAAUAAACAUUUACUGUCUAAUUGACAAUGAAAAUCAAUAUUAUUCAUUGAUCUUUGAGCAACAACAACAACAACAACAACGAAGCAAUAGAUUUAAUAACGUGUACAUUAGUUUAUUUAUUAAAUCACAACAAAUUAAGCAAAUUUUUGUUUCUAUGAACAAGCUAAUUAAUAGUUUCUCAUUGAAAUUGCAUAAUGCAACUAUAUUAUUGAACAAGUUAUCUUUUUGAAGAAAAUUAAAUGAAUAAUAAACAAUGAAAUAAGAAAGAUUAGAAUUGUCAUUGUUUUUUUCCAAUGAUUCAAUUGAGAUAUUUGUGAAUACAUACUGUUGUACCUCAUAUAUAUAUAAAUGACCAAUGAAGUCCAAUACCGUGUCGGGUAGAGACAGAUAUUCUAUUGAACGUAAUACUGACUAGUGUUGGGAAUGGUUGGAAGAAAGUUAGGGUCGGCCAAGCCAAAACGUAGCAUCAGUGCUUGAAAGUACUAACUCCUAGUCUGAGCCAUGUUGGUAGAAGCAAAAUACUUACUUGGGGCCCGCAUGACUAUCGUAACCAAUGGUCGGAGACUUUGAGUGACAUGGCUCAGAAUCGAUCACAACGGCGUAGGUCUACAUAGUUUCUGUCCUCCCUUAAACUAUGAGAUUAAAGUCGCUUCAUAUCUUUCUUUCUACGAACUAAUUCUUUCUUUCUUUUGUAUAUUACACCAUUGAAUAAACUACUUCUAUGGAUCUGGUAUUCGUCUUGCUAUGCUAAUGAAGUAUAGCAACUUGGACCGAUGGAUAUAUGUGCCUAGUCCUAUGUUGUAACCGACUGACUGACUGAUAAUAUCAUGGCAUUAACACUGUUGAUGGCAAACUCAAUAAUCGAGAAGUUGUGCGUUUGCGUAAGAAAUUGAAGGUUCCGGGUUCGAAUCCUGCGUGCGAGAUCGUGGAUGCGCACUACUGAAAAGUUUUAUACUAGGAGUAAACGGCCAUACAAUGCUUCGAAUGGUGGUCUAACUUAUAUCGACUAAUGAAUUUAACUCUUAACAAAAUACAAAUACAUUAUAACUCUUCUCGUACAUGUAUUAAACAUUAUUACUAUCGGUAUUUCUGGAGUAUAAUUCUGUCAAGAAAAAAAAGCAACAUAUUUGUUAUAAUAAUGAUAAAAUAAAUGUGUUAAUAUAUGCGUCUGUUGAUAAGUAGACAUUUUAUAUUUUUCUUUAGAAGGAAAAAUCCUUAACUUUCUUACAUGGUUAUUGUAUAUUUGAUGUAUGAUAUUCAUUAAAUAACCAUUUAAUUGAAUUACUCAUUAAUUGUUGUUUUAAUUAAUUAAUUAAUUUUUAUUACAUGAUAAUCAAAAGAUAAUUUGCAAUUGAAUGUUUGAUUUUAGAAUGUAUCCAAAGAUUUUACAUGAAUAUUCUGUCGUUUAUAUUAAGGAAUCACACAGUUUAUGUAUAGCAUUUCAGUAGCUUUUCUUUCCCACUGAUUUAUUUAUAUGUACAAAUUCAAGGUUUAUUUUGAGUGAAAUUAUUAUUUACAUAAUAUUGAUAUGGGUGCAUUAUUUAUUUAUUUAUUUAAACACAUAAAUAUUGAUACUUAAUGGCAUUAAAUAGAUAUUUGCCACAUAAAUCAUUCGAUUUAUGUGAAGAUUGGGAUACUGCCCGGUUGCUCAAACCGAAGCAGGUGGUGGGAGAGCUGGCUCUCCCCACUCUCGGCCGUACCAGGACAUUUGGGGGUAAAAUCAAUAACAAUUAUAUCGACUCAUUGUUUUCAUAUCUUGAGUUAAGUAAGCAUUACUUCAUAUUUUUUAUCUUUUUUUUUCUGGUUUAUAAAUCUUAUGUUUAGCUUCAUUGAUGAUAAAUAUUAUAAUUUCUGCAUUUCUGUUUCCAAACUGAUCAAAUUCAUUUUUUAAUAUUCGAUCCAAGUCCUAUAUGUUGUGUUUUUGACUGACUGAUUAACAGUACUGCAUUAAUACGUAUUUUAUAUUCCUAUUUUAUAUUCAGUUUUGUUUCUAGGUUGCAGUUAAUGUUAUGUGUCUUGAAGUAGUGUUCAGUGUAGCGUACAUGUGGGAACUUGAAAAAUAGAAGAUCGGGAGAAAAGAGAUCUAACAAUACAAUAUACUCUAACGUUUAAUAAUGAAACCAAUCGAUAACAAUCAGCAAUAAAAACAACAUAAAAUUAAGAAAAUCUUAAAAAGUUGGUGUAAAUUGUGAUCAAUAAACGGACUCAUCAAUGAUAAAGUGAAAUGCCCACCACCACAUUAACUUUCCUUGACUUUGUAUGACUAUGUCUUGCUUAUUCACCAAUCACAAUUUUAUGUUCAUUAUAAAACAAUAUUUGCCUUGUUGACUCAUUUUUCCUAUGCUCUAGUUACUGUUCGAAACAGAUAAAGUUUAUCAAGCCAAAUAGCUUACUUGUUUUGACUUUGGUUAAACCAAGACUCUGUGCUCGACAGUCUAGAGAAUAGCUUAGAGUUGCACCUGUAGGAAAUUACUUUUUACAGUUGGAACUACGUAUAUAUGUUUCUUUUUUUUUGUAAAACAUUCUAGUUGGUUGUUUUACGUUAUAGUAAUGAAAAGGCCCCGCGUUGAACGGUAUACUUGACGUUUUAAAUGAAUACAGAUACAUGCACCAGUCAGUAGACUGAUUGAGGGUUAAAAUAAGAUUUUUAUUUUAAAUUGGCAAUAUUUCUCUAUCGCCUAAUACAUUUUCAGUGAAAUCAAUUUGUUUUUGUCCUUUAUGAUGUUUCAUUUUCCUGACUUUAUUAUCAAAAAGAAAAAGAAAUUCAUUUCAAUGAUUGACAUUCCACUGAUCAUAAAAUAACAAACAUCACCAUUUCACAAAAUAAUACAAGUGAUAAUACUAGAAUCAUAUACAGACCGGCAACUAAAACUACAAAGACUUCAACACCAUUAUCAAGGAAACUGAAUUCAGAUAAUGAUGCUAAUCAUACCAAUAGUUUCUUAUCCUUAUAUACCAGAUGCAUUAAAAAUUCAAAUAAACGAAAGAAAAAACAGUUAAAUGAUAAUAACAACAAUAACAACGAUCAUAAUCAUCAAUCAAAUUUUUGUUUAAAUUUUUGCCGACAUUGUUCAUCAAAUACACCUUCUUCAUCAUCCUCAUCGUCAUCAACAUCAUCAACCGUUACAACUGGGGCAGGGGCAGCGGUAGCGGUUGUAGCAACGGCAGGACGUAAAGAAUCAAAUAGUUUUUCACUUCCAUUUCCAUUGGAUAAUAAAAAUCAUGACAGUUUAAUUAGUUAUGCAUCAAAAAAUACUAUUAAUCCUGGAAUUAAAAAUACACUUACUCCUAAUCAUACAAAUAACACUGUAAUGUCUGUAUCGAAUUGUUCAAAUCAAUUGAAUAACAUUUCAGUUCAUUCUAACAAGAAUGAUGAUAAUAAUCAUCACAAAAUUGAUGCUCAAAACACAUCUGUACAUAUAACUAAUAGGCAAAUAACUGAUAAAUUACAUUGUAAUACCACUAAUUCUAUAGAUUAUCAAAAUAAAUCGAACAUCAUCACUACUGUUAUACCAACUAUACCUAUAAUAACUAAUAUUGAGACAAUAAAUAAUCAUAAACAUAAUUCACCAAUGAUUAUCAAUGAUCAUUCAGUAUAUUUUAAUGAUCAUUAUAAACAUUUAUUAGAACUAUCUAAACUUCCAAUAUAUGAUUCAACAAAACUUUGUAUUCAAUGUCAAAAUAAUAUUCAAUUAAUUAGUAAAGAUUAUGAACAUAUACUACUUUUAACAAAUAAUCAGGGAAAACACGAUCAGAUCAAUGUUAUAAAUAAUACCAUUAAUAAUAUGAUUAAUAAUAAUGGUGUGAAUGGGAAUAUUGAGCAUACUACUGACAAGUCAAAAAAAAUCAAUGAGAUGGAGUCAGACAUAGAGGAAUACGUUAAACAUGUUCAACAGAUUUUUAAUCACAUCAAUAUGACAAAGGAUGAAAUCUGUCAAACUGAUUCAAAACCUAAUCAUAAUAUUGAUAAAAAACAAUUAUGGGAUGCAUUUAAUACAAGUUAUCAAAAUCAAGAAAAAAUAUUACGACCUUCACAUAAUGAUAUAAAUGCAUAUCAUUUAGAUGAUGAUGUUGAUGAAGAUGAUGAUGAUGAUGAAGAAAUGAUAGAAACUCAUUAUGAUAAUGUUCAUAGUUGCCGUAAAAUGAACAAUUUCUCCAUUGAUAAAAUGGAUACAAAACGAAUUUCAAAAAUCUAUAGACAACUUCAUAAUUUACGUUGUCAAGUUGAAUCGUUCUCCUAUCUAAGUUGGCUUGGAUUAACCGCAGAACAACCCCCAACCCAGAAAAUUCUAGUUCCUGGCUUUAAUGCACCAGCUCCAAAUCCUCAAAUGCACUUGAUUCGUCGAUCUGAUGCAGAUAGUCGGAGAAAUAUACAAGAAUUUAAACUUCUAUGUAAAGAACCUGUUUCUAAAGAAGAUUUAAUUGAAUUACGCUCAUCUACUUUUAAUAAUUGGUCUAGAACAGAUGCUCAAUUAAUACGUUUAGUUCGGGAAAUGUUUCAAGAACUUGGAUUUAUUAAACAUUACAAUAUACAAUUACAUCGAUUAGAUUUAUGGCUUACUGAUAUUUAUAGACGUUAUAAUCGUGUUCCAUUUCAUAAUUAUAAACAUGCAUUUAUGGUAACACAAAUGUGCUAUGUUUUAAUCUGGGGUGGAAAUUUGACCAAUCUACUUGACAUAGAUGAUCAGCUUAUUUUGAUUAUAUCGGCCAUCUGUCAUGAUUUAGAUCAUCCAGGAUUCAAUAAUGCUUAUCAGAUCAAUGCUGGAACCGUGUUGGCGAUGAGAUACAAUGAUCAAAGUCCAUUGGAAAAUCAUCAUACGGCUGUUGCAUUUGAUUUACUGAGUCAUAAAGAAGUCGAUCCCUUCUCCCAUCUUUCAACUACUAUUAGACAACGAAUUCGCAAAGGAGUGAUUAGAUGUAUAUUGGCUACAGAUAUGUCACGUCAUAAUGAAAUAUUAGAUGAAUUUAAUCGUCAAGUUUUGACUGAUUUAAACGCUGCAUGGGAAAUUGAUCCAAAUACAAAAAAACCUACAUGGGUUAUGAAUAAAAUACAGAAAGAUCUUGUUAUGGUCAUUAUUUUGAAAAUAUCUGAUAUAUCUAAUGAAGCACGUCCUUUAAAUGUUGCUGGUCCAUGGAUAAAUCGAUUAUUAGCGGAAUUUUUUCACCAAAGUGAUUAUGAAAAACUUGUUGGUCUUCCAGUUGCUCCAUUUAUGGAUCGACAUAAAGUGACUAAAUCAGCCAGUCAAUGCGGUUUUAUUCGUUUUGUUAUUUUGCCUCUAUUCGAAUCGUUAGCUAAAUUAUUACCAGAAGUUAAACCAAUUAUUGUUCAACCGGCCUUAGAACAAUUGGCCUACUAUACAGACUUACAAAAUAACGAAGAAAAGAAAACCAAUACUGAUAAUCAGAAAUCAAAUAAUAAUGAACAUCAAAGUGAUAAUAAUCAUAAUCAAGACAAAAAAGAACAUAACAAAUAAAAUAUGAUUACUUCGAAUGAGUCUACUGAUCCUGGACAACUUCCAAGCAUAAAGUUUUUCUUUAUCGUUACUUUCAUUACAGUUGAUAAUUAUUUUAUUGUGUUAAUUUAACCGUUGAAUAGCCAGAUAUUUCAUUGUUCGUGUUAACUGUGGCGAAAAGACUUUUUUUUUCUCAAUAACAAUAAACACGUUUACAAAUCAUUUCAGGUAAAUUAUCAAGAAAUGUACUAAUUUUCAUUUUGGUGUUAAUGUUGAUAUUUUUUAACGUUAUAUUGUAAAUUAGAUGAGUAUUUCCUCAGAGGUUCUUUGACUGAAUCCCUCGGUCAUAUCUCUCACCCAAAUAAUCGCUUUUGCUCAAUAUCUGUAUUAUUACACCCUCGGAUGAUAUAUGUAUGCAGAUAUCAGAAAUUGUUUAUUGUAAAUUAGCUUUUCAAAGAAUCUGAUAUUUAUAUUUUGAAGUCUACAAUUAGUUUUAAUCUAAACGAAUAAGUUGUAUACAAACUGAUCUAUUUUUUAAAAAAAAUAAUAUACUUCUGUUUAUCGACUGUGUACAUUAACCUUUCAACCUUAAUCAUCAAUAUAUUCUAUUUCAUUUUGAAUCAACUAAACAUUUUAGGAUACGUUUUCAUACUACUAUCAUUAUAAAUAAGUAAGCAAAAACAGUGCACUUAAAUUUUCUUUCUCAUUGGAGUACUGUUUUUAUUACUAAUAAAUGAAUAAAGGUCUUUAAUAAUCUCUAACUCUAUAUUUCUUCUUUAUAUAGUUUUAUCUUAUCUCUAAAAUUAAUUUUACAAUCUAUAUAGUGAUAACAGAUCUGUUAUCUUUGUAUUUAUUAUUUUAUAAAACAUUACGAUUGUUUUAUGACAUACAUUCGCUUAUUAUGUUUUGUGUUUUAUUAAGCAUAUAGAGACUAUAAAAUAUUAUUGAUGAAAAUAUUUAUUAACUCAAUCCAGCUGUAAUUUUAGUCUUUUUCUUUUCUCCGUUUAUACAAAUUACAACCACCUUGUGUUUUUUUUUUGUCAUUUUCUUUUUGUACUCUUCUUUCGUCAAUAUUUUUCAUUCUUGUAUUUUUAAUAUUUAAACAGGCAAUAAGUUAUAAUCUUUUAUGAAUAAGACAUAAAUCAAUGAAGUAUUGUGUAUUCCAUUCAUAAUGAUAUCUUUUUUAUGUUAAUAUAUUGUACUUAUGAAAAUAGAAUGGAGCUGAAUCUUUUUCAAUCUACUGCCUAUAUAGGAUUCUUUAAUCUAAUUAUUCUAUUAUGUUCAUAUUUGUUUGUUUGUUUGUUUUAAUUGUUUAUUGGAAUAAAUGCAUUCCUUAAUUGUUAAAUAAGACAUUGUAAGUGUUUUGUUUUGUCUAUUGUUAACAUCUAUUCAGUAUGCGAUUGUUUCUUUUUUCUCUUUUUUUUCUUUUUUUUUCGUUGUUUAUUUUAAAAUAUGCACUCAGAAAACAGAAAUCUGUAUGUUGUUCCUUCUUAUUCUUCUUCUUCUUCUUCUUCUUCUUCUUCGCUACUUUGUAUUGAACUUUUUAAAAGAAAAUAAUGUUUGCUUUUUUAUACGAUGAUUAUAGUACAGUGAAGUUAUACUGCCUCUAUUCUUAUUAAUCAAUGAUACCUUCAAUGUUGAUAUCUUCAUUACUAUGUAUUCUAUCUAUCUAUCUAUUUUAUUGUUGUCCAUAAUGUUGGGUUGUUUUAUUUGUUUGUUUGUUUGUUUGUGUUUUUUAUAUCUACAUGCCUUUUAAUGAUCUUUUUGUGUGUUUGUUGUACUUUUGUUAUUUUUUUUCAAAUAUUGUAAGCUUCUUUUAUACAAUUUGCAACUGAAUACUCAUAUAUAUAUAUAUAUAUAUAUAGAUGAUUGUUACUUCAGUUGUAUGUAAUUAUUGUCUACAUGAAAUUAGAAUACAUUAAUAAGAAGAUAGUUACUUGGUAUUGAUGUUU